Molecule: messenger RNA, 1272 nt
Organism: Kwoniella shivajii
Lineage: Eukaryota; Fungi; Basidiomycota; Tremellomycetes; Tremellales; Cryptococcaceae
Product: glycine cleavage system T protein
Exons: 6
Coding region: 1-1272 (423 amino acids)
Biological process (GO): glycine catabolic process
Cellular component (GO): mitochondrion
Molecular function (GO): aminomethyltransferase activity; protein binding
Source: RefSeq, a predicted model, not a curated record
AUGAGCGCUCUUCGACCUAUUAUACGAUGUUCCCGUAGUACCCUCAAACCUAUCGAGGUGUCUCGACAGGGAUCACGUGUUACCAGCAUGAGAGGAUUCGCUACUUCCCUCAAAGUAUCUGAAGAACUCUCUAAAACCCCUCUCUAUGAUUUCCACGUUGAGAAUAAGGCUAAGAUGGUACCAUUUGCGGGAUGGAGUAUGCCUUUGAGUUAUGGUGAAGUUGGACAAAUUACUGCUCAUAAACAUGUUCGUUCAUCUGCCGGUUUAUUUGAUGUUUCCCACAUGCUUCAACACAAUUUUACUGGAUCAACAAGUCAAGAAUUUCUCUUAACACUUUGUCCUUCAUCUCUUAAAUCACUUCAACCAUUCACUUCUACCCUUUCCGUCUUACUGAAUGAAAGUGGUGGUAUUAUUGAUGAUACUAUCAUCACCAAACAUUCUGAUGAAUCGUUUUACGUCGUUACCAAUGCGGGCAGAGCGAAAGAAGAUAAAGAAUGGAUCGAAAAACAAUUAUCUAAAUGGAAUGCUGAACAUGAGGGUGAAGAACAAGUUAAAUGGGAAACUUUAGAUGGUUAUGGUUUAAUAGCUCUUCAAGGGCCAAAAUCAUCUCAAGUAAUUCAAUCUUUAACAGAAACGGAUUUAAAUCAAAUCAAAUUCGGUCAAAGCGCUUUCGUAGAUUUAGAUACAGGAAAAGAGAAAGUUAAAUGUCACAUUGCAAGAGGUGGUUAUACCGGAGAAGAUGGAUUCGAAAUCUCUAUCCCUCCUGCCAACGCCGUCGAAAUGACAUCUCGUAUUGCCAAUCACCCCGAUGUCCAACUCAUUGGACUUGGUGCUAGAGAUUCAUUGAGACUUGAAGCUGGAAUGUGUCUUUACGGUCAUGAUCUAGAUGGAACAGUUAGUCCUGUUGAAGCUGGUUUGAGCUGGGUCAUAGGCAAAGAUAGAAGAGCAGAAGACUCUCAACCUUCUUUCCCUGGUAAAUCACGAAUCAUCUCUGAAUUGGCUUCAGGUCCAUCUAGAAGAAGAGUUGGAUUCGAAAUCACCGGUGCUCCUGCCAGAGAAGGUUGCAAAGUAUUCGACUCAACAGGUACCAAAGAGCUUGGAGUAAUAACAUCUGGUAUUCCAUCUCCUUCAUUAGGUAAAAAUAUCGCUAUGGGUUACGUAGCAAAUGGAUCUCACAAAAAAGGUACUUCAGUCAUGGUUGAAGUGAGAAAGAAGAUGAGAGAAGCUAUCGUCAGACCAAUGCCUUUUGUUCCUACGAAAUACUUCAAGUAA